Molecule: messenger RNA, 4102 nt
Organism: Ruditapes philippinarum (Manila clam)
Lineage: Eukaryota; Metazoa; Mollusca; Bivalvia; Venerida; Veneridae
Product: phosphatidylinositol 3,4,5-trisphosphate 5-phosphatase 2-like
Exons: 29
Coding region: 222-3851 (1209 amino acids)
Biological process (GO): phosphatidylinositol dephosphorylation
Molecular function (GO): phosphatase activity; protein binding
Source: RefSeq, a predicted model, not a curated record
AGAGGAAUCCCACUGAACUGCAGGUGUUGUCUUUAUAUACUUUACUUUAUAUAUUUACUUGAAUAAAACAGAAGAACGACAGAUAUUUAUUUAUGAUAUUUGAAGAAAAUGAUUACAAUGUACAUUUGUGUAACAUAAAGCAAAAAAAACAACUGGAUUUUUAAAACUUUUAAAUUUAGUGGUACGCCAAGCGGCCGCGGCUACGUCAGGUUCACACAAGAAUGUCAGGGGCAUUCUUUCAUAAAGGGAUUUCCCGUUUCCAGGCUGAGCUUCUGCUCACAAAUGCAAAGGAUGAUGGGAGUUUUCUUGUUCGUGACAGCGAAUCUCUUCCUGGAGCCUACGUAUUGUGUUUGAUACAUCAGGCCAAGGUUCACCAGUACAGAAUAUUACCUGGACCAGAUGGCAAGCUUCAUGUACAGUCAGAGACAGGAACCAUACAGAGAGGGUACCAGGAUCUGACAGAGCUGAUAGCGGAGUACAUAAAGAAGCAGGACCAGAAUGGUUUAGCGUCUGCUUUGGUUCAUCCGGUGCCACCAGAAAGGUCAUCUGAGGACAUGGAUAUAUCCGAUGAUGAAGAUGAUGAUGAUGAUGACGAUGAUGAAGAUUUUGAAUGUCCACCACCGAUGGUCAGUCCACCAGCAACACCAACAGAGAAGAAGAAUGGUCAUUCUGAGACAGCAGAAGUUGACCUUGCAAAAAACUUUGCCAAACUUGACCUACGCAAUCUUGAUGUUGAGUUUACAACAGCUUUAAAGGAGUAUGUGGAUCAAGGUUACAAGAAAGAUUCAGUAUCAAUGAAUGUUGGAGAUUCUGAACUUCAUGAGUUCACUAAUGUACUAGAAGUUGCUUCUAGUGGUCUGAAAAGGGAGCUUGACAGUUUUAUGAAGAAAAUGAGCGUACUAAAUGAAUUUUUGAAGUUUGAUCGACAGAAGCAUUCAACACUGGACUCAAAAUACAAGGUGACUGGUGCAGGAUUACCUAACCUUCUAGAACAAUUAUCAAGGGUCAGAACUGAAGUUCUCAAUAUACAAACAAAGGCACAGGAAACAAUUCAGCUUGCGUCACUACCAUCAGACUAUGAAUAUCUAGAUCCACCUGAUGGUGUGUACUGUGAAAGUGGGAUAACAAGUGGCCCCUUCCUUGCUUCUACUUACAGACCUUACAUUCCACAGAGUAAAUUUGAGGUUAAAAAGGUGAAACAUGGAAAACAGACAAAACUUACACUAACAGUGGACUUACAGAAUGGUAAAUACUCAAUACUGAAACAGACAGGGAAAGAAAGUCUAGGAACAGACACUAUAUCUCAUGAAAGAAUACUCCACUUGAUUAAAUGCACGAAAGACAAAUGUAUUUUGGAUGUCAUUUUGGAUGGAAAGAAGAAACAGAAUUAUAUCUUUGCCGACCCCCAUGCACGAGAAAAUUUCUGCCUUCAAAUACGUCAGAUGAAAAACAUGCAUUCAACUGAGACAGAAAUAGAUCAAAUCUCUGUAUUUAUUGGUACAUGGAACAUGGGAGAUGCAUCUUUAAACCAGAGUUUGAGCACAUGGUUGAAAUGUACAGGGGCAGGUAAAUGUAGAGACAGGGUUCUAGGAGUUAUCCCCCAUGAUAUGUAUGUGGUAGGCACACAGGAGAGUUCCAUGACAGAAAAAGAUUGGGUUAACACACUGAAAGCUGGCCUUAAAGCAUGUGUAUUGGUAGACAUGGAACUAGUAGAAGUGUGUACAUUAUGGGGCAUCAGGAUAGCAAUUCUUGUUAAACCAGAAUAUAAACAUUGUAUUAGCAGGAUACAAAGAUCAUCUGUCAGGACAGGCAUCGCCAAUGCUUUAGGUAACAAGGGAGCAGUUGCAAUAUCGUUCUAUUUCAAUGGCUCAUCUUUCUGUUUCAUCAACGCCCAUUUGACAUCUGGUGAUGAAAGAUGCAACAGGAGAAAUCAAAAUUACCGUGAUAUAAUGAAGAACUUGACAAUAAAUCUAGGUCAGAAACACCUAAAUUUGUUUGAUAUUACCAGUCAGUUUCACCAUGUGUUUUGGUUGGGAGAUCUAAAUUACAGAGUGGAAGAAGAUAUUCAGGUGUUAUUACACAAAGUUCAGGAAAAAGACAUCAACUAUUUGAUGGAGAAAGACCAGUUAAAAAGACUUCAGAGUCAGAAAGCUGCAUUUUGUGGCUUCCAAGAAUCAGAGAUCACAUUCCUUCCUACAUAUCGUUUAGAGAGAAAUAUUCCUGGAUAUAGAUAUGCUUGGAGAAAAGUCAAGAAAACAGGGGAGAGAAUAAAUGCUCCCUCAUGGUGUGAUAGGGUACUAUGGAAAUCAUAUCCUGGUGUAUUUAUAGAAAAUGUUGCAUAUGGCUGCUCAGAGGCUAUAUUAAGCAGUGAUCACAGACCUGUUUUCUCCUCAUUUAAUGUGGGUAUAUCCUCAGAAUUUGUACAGGCACGUGGUUCGCUAGCUGAGCUAGCUCCAGUAAAAAUUAUCUUUCAUUCCAUAGAGGCACAGGUGAAGACAUGUUGCAAGCAGUAUUUCCAGUUGGUCUUUCAUUCCACGUGUUUACAAGAGGUAUACAGGAGUCAGUCUAACACUUCAUUUCAAGAUAACAGGACUGGUUUCUACACGGUACCAGUCUGGCAUGCAUGUAAUUUACCAGAGAUGAAGCCUUUAUUUGGAGACCAAGAUUUUUUAGAGGAACAACAUAUUCUUAUUGCUGUGAUAGCCAAAGAUGGCGACAAUGAAUCAUAUGGAGAGUGUGUCUUGUCGUUGAAGGACAUGUUUUCCAAUCAGCCCAAGGACUUUGAAUACACACUAUUACACCAAGGGGAGGAAACUGGAAAAAUAAAGGGUAAAAUGCAUCUUGUAUCCAAAAGCAAGAGGUCAUCAAAGAAGUCUCCAUACAGCUUGAUUGCAUUUGACACGGAGUAUCAGGACCCAGAAAUGUUUGUUUCUGGUACACCAAAGAUGGAUUUUCACCCUAGUGUACGUCAGGGUAGUAAACCAGGUUCUUUUGUUGUCAAGCAUCCAACUGUUAGUCCCAAAGUUCCCCUGCGGCAAGUAAUGAGUAGUUGCCAAGACGAUAGGAGAGGAACAUAUGAUAAAGUACAAAUACCUACACGAGAGCUUGCAAGAUCUACAAGGGUUGACAGUCGAGCUCCCCAACCAUUACCACCAAGCAUAAGUAGCAGCCAGCCUGCGCCACCACCGAGGAGACCUCCAUACAUGGGUCAGACAGGUCUUAUACAGGGCUCACAGAGGGUGCCACCGAGACAUCCAUCACAGUCUGAUAGUGCACCCCCUGUUCCUCCUAAACAAAGACCAUCAGUAGUUGGGGACCAUGGUUCUAAGUAUGAUGACCUGAAAAGACCAUUAAGCCUGGAGGAGUGGCUAGCCCAGUUAAACCUGUCUUGUUAUGAGCAGAACUUUAAAUCAAACGGUUGGGAAAGUUUGAUGUAUUUAAACGAAUUGACUUUGACUGAUCUGUCCAACAUGGGAGUUGACAUACGUGAACACCAGCAGAAAAUUCUACAAAGUAUCAAAGAACUCAACAAAGAUACCGGCCCAACUUACCAUGUCCUCGAAGAACAUGACAUUGAAGAACAUUCGGAUGACAUUUUCAGGAAGGAACCUGGCGUGUAUAAUGACGACCUUGCCGAACCAGUCUAUCAUGAAAUUGUUGUUUCCACACUUGAGGAGUGGCUAACAACACUCGGUCUGUCGUGCUAUAUUAAUGUGUUUCAUGAUAAUGGUUGGGAAAAUUUAAUGGUGCUUGGGGAAAUGACGGAAGCAGACCUGGACAGAAUGGAAAUCAACAAUCGUUCCCAUAGAUCGUUAAUUUUGUCUUGUAUUGAAGAUUUCAAAUCCUGUUAAGUUAUUUGUUUAGCUUAUUUUGAGAUGCACUUUAAAAUAGUGCCUGGAACUCUUUUUUUUAUAUUUGUAUACAUUUCUAAAGUUUACUGACAUUUAUGCUGUUAUGGUAGCUAUUAUGUUACUAAGAUUAUGAAAAACAUUUAGUAGGUCUUUAUGGAGAAUAUUAUAUUUGGAUGAUUAUAAUUGUAUAUGCAGGUUGACUAACAAAGCAUUUUGAUUGUAAAUGAUGACUUAUGAAAGUCACAAACUGA